GCCAUCGCCUUUGACAGAGAUCAGACAGAUAAACGAGCCGCUGCCCGCAAGCCAUGCAGACGCCCUUCACGAGCUUGGGCGAUGGCGAAGGCGGAGGAGAGGUGCCUCCAUGGCAGCCUCAGGGCCGUAGGUUCGAAGGACCCUGGCUGCAACAGCAGCUGGUUCUCUCCGCCAGCAUCGGACUCAUCUCAUUCCUCGUCUUCUCUCUCGUCCGCCGACGGUCGCCCGCCCUCUUUGCCCCUCGCACCAAGCUCAAGGGCUUCACACCACAUACAAAGGGCGUCGAUGAUGGCAUAUUCAGCUGGAUAGGCCCUACGCUGCGCACAGAAGAUGUCAAGAUCUUGCAUAUUGUCGGCCUUGACGCCGCCAUCAUCUUGAGCUUCUUCAAGAUGGCCUUUUGGAUCUUCUUCUUUCUCACUGUGUGGUCGUGUGCCGUCGUUAUGCCCGUCAACUACAGCAACCACGGCUCCAUAGACGGCGUCGCACCCUCGGAAGAACCCCGACGACUGCCCGACGAUGGUGGUGGCGACAAAGACGGCCACGACGGGCACGGAAAGGGAUUCAUGAGCUUUGGCCUUCCAACGAAUCCCGACGUCCCUUGGUCCUGGUCCUUUCCUACUUCGUCCCCCUACCACAUCACCCAUCUUGCUACAGUCUAUCUCUUCACGGCGAUCAUCUUGAGGGCUCUCUGGAAGGGAUCCCACAAAUUCAUUCGAUCCCGCCAGCUCUACGCUCUCGAGCUUCUUCAGAGCAUUCCGGCAAGGACCGUCGAGGUGCGCAAUCUGCCUCCUCAUUUGCAGCGGGAGCGUGACUUGGCCGAGUAUUUCGAGGGAUUUGGGCUAAAAGUCGAGAGCACCGCCGUCGUUCGCGAAACCGCAGGCCUCAAGGAGCUCCUUGCCAAACGUACCAAUACCCUCUACCAGCUCGAACGCACUUGGUGUCGCUGGCUUGGCAACCCCACCAAUGCGACCAACUACGAUCCUGAGAGGAUAAUGCGAGCAGUGGAGCAGAAGCAAGACUACAGUCUGGUCGCUCUUCACCGAGCCGCUGCCGCUGCUCCCUCGUCAGAUGUUGAGGCUGAGCCGCUGCUGAGUGGCACGGGGCGCGAUCAGGAAGACAACGACGACGAAGACGACGAUGGAACGAAGUCGAUCCGCGCGCCUCAAGGCCGACAGCGGCCCACCGUACGCCUACAGCCUUGGAACCCAUUUUCGACAAAAGUUGAUGCUAUCCACCUCCUCGAAACCCGCUUCAAGCUCUUGGAUCGCGAUGUGAAGAGGCUCCGUUCCAAGGGCGCUGUGCCCUCAUCCGUUGGUUUUGUUACUUUUGUCGAUGCCAUGAGCGCGCAAGUCGCUGCUCAGACUGUCCACUACCCUCUACCCCUUUACUGCGAAACCAAUCUGGCCCCGGAGCCACGCGACAUCAUCUGGAGCAACGUCUCGCUGACACCCAACGAGAGGCGGGUACGUCAAGUCCUGGUCUCGUCUUUCACCUUCGCACUCUUCGUUUUCUACAUCCCGCCGCUCGCUUUCAUUGCGUCUUUCCUCAGCCCAAGGACGAUAAAGAAGUAUCUGCCGGCGCUGUACGACCUGCUGAAGAGAGAUGACAGGUUGAUGGCCAUCGCAAGCACCUCGCUUCCAUCCAUUGUUGUCAUCAGCUUCAAUGCCGUCCUGCCGCUCAUUCUGGAGUGGACUGCCCACCUACAAGGGUUGAAGGCUCGCAGCCUCGUCGAAUUCAGCGUCCUUAAACGAUACCACAUCUUUCUCGUCACAUCGGUCAUCUUCGUCUUUCUUGUCACGCAGACUGCCCUGACCGUCUUAGCCGACCUUGCCAACAACCCCAUGAAGAUCAUCGACAAGCUCGCAGAGUCUUUGCCUGGCGCUCGCCACUUCAGCCUGUCAUAUGUUGUCUUUCAGGCGCUGGCCAUCUUGCCCCUUCAGCUGCUGCAGCUUCCAGUCGUCAUCGGCCGGGCUUUUGGAAGGCUUGUCUGGGCUCGCACUCCGCGAGAGCAUGCCGAGCUCAAUGCCCCGCCACAGCUUUAUGCUGGGAGCGUCUACCCCGCGGCCCUCAUUGUCUUCACCCUGUGCAUCGUCUACAGCAUCGUGUCGCCGCUCAUCACCGUCUUCGGCGCCAUCUACUUUGGUCUCGCCUACGUAGUCUACAAGCACAAGCUUCUCUUUGUCUUUUACAAGGCCUACGAAUCAAGGGGUCAGGCCUGGCCUCUGUCGACAAGCCGAUGCAUUUGGGCUCUCCUUCUCUUCCAGCUUUUUCAGCUGUCUCUCUUCUCUGUCCGCAAGCAGCUUCUUCUGUCGGCUCUAACUCUGCCGCUUCUCGCCUUUACUGCAUGGUUCGGCAGCUUCCUGGACAGUACCUUCAGACCUCUAUCCGAAUACGUCAACGUCUCGAGCAUUGCCGAGGUGGAUCGGGGCGCUUCGCUGGACGCCGACAGCAGCACCGCCAAAGACAAAAGCGGAAGAGCAGCAAGGAAAGAUAACCCCCUGCUGGUCUUGCGGGACGAUAGUACACGAUCUCUUGACCCUUCACAAACAAUUCUUUCUCGCAAGAGGUAUGCAGCCCAAGAUGAGACACUCUUUGUGGCACAGAGGGAUCGUCACACCAAUUACAGGGAACCCCCCAUGGGCGGCUACUUUUUCGGCACUCUCAACACUGGCAGGCGAAGAUAUGGCCAUCCAGCUAUCACGGGCAUGUUGCCCGAGCUUUGGCUACCCAUUCCAGUUGACGAAGAUGAGGAGAAGGAUACAGAAUCGCAGCCGCAGCAGCAGCAGCAGCAGCAGCAGCAGCGACGUGUCGCGACGACGUCCUCUGCGCCGAUGACGUCGACGACGACAACAGCAACGGCAACAGCUCACUUGUUUGGCGACGAGGCUCAACAUCAUGAACAGCCUCACGCAAACUCACCAUCAAGCCUUGCACCUUCUCCAUCAAGUCUAGUACUCAACGGAUCUCGUCUUCGCAAGACGUCGAGGCCUAACGAGGCACUCGUUAUCUCGUUGAGAAGGCGCAAGUCUUCGAUUCUUAAGCGAUCCACAGCCUCUUCCUCAAUUGGUGACGGCGCUGUGCCGUCGUCAUCCUCGUUGGCGCUCCGGGGAAAGACUCUGCCGAAAGGAGGAGCAGGUGCCUGGGACGAAGGGCCCCGAGGAACCCCGCACACGACCUCUCUUGGAGAGGCGCUUGCUGGGAGCGAGGCAAGUGAUCCAAUUCGAGCGUCGACGUCUACAUCGUUUGCCGUCUCAGCUCCGAAGGAAGUAGAUCAGCCCGACGCAUUGCAGGGAGCGGAAGCAGGGAGUCUCGAGCUUGAUGACGAAGAAGAGGAAGAAGAGGACGAAGGAGAAGAGGGAGUUUACAUGCAUCGCGCAGCUCGGGGUCAUUUUCCGGGCUCCUUUCCAGGCGGUCCUUCCUCCCUCCAGGACGAUGACGAUGACGUGUGACUGUUCAUUAACUGAGCACGCUGUACAGACACACAUGACAAGCAUCAUACUUUAUCUCUCGCUUGAAGUCUAUCAUUGUAGAAGUGAGUUACCGGUAAGUGUCCUUCGCUUGCGAUUUCUUCACAAUGUGAGAGUCCAACUAUGCGUGGUGUCUGCAACUUUCCAUCAAGGGAUCCUUUCCGCCCUCUCAGUGAAG
Messenger RNA from Acaromyces ingoldii, 3645 nucleotides. RefSeq names its product DUF221-domain-containing protein. Gene Ontology annotation, cellular component: plasma membrane. Gene Ontology annotation, molecular function: calcium-activated cation channel activity. Bases 54 to 3449 code for a protein of 1131 amino acids. Lineage: Eukaryota; Fungi; Basidiomycota; Exobasidiomycetes; Exobasidiales; Cryptobasidiaceae. The transcript is spliced from 2 exons. The record is from RefSeq and is a predicted model, not a curated record.